UCGACAAUACGUAAACUAACAUGGACAAUAAUACUUGUACCAUAGUGUUAAUUGGGGAUGGUUAUGUCGGCAAAACGUCUAUAGUGGAUGCAUUAUCUCAUAUUGAAUUUUCGGACAGUUCCAAUCCUAACAUAAUUAAUGAAACGACAAUCAACAGAGAUUCCCUGAAUUUUAAUGUGAUAGACACAGCAGGACAAGAGGAAUAUAGUCAUAUUAGGAAACGCGCUUAUGAACAGGCUAAUUUAUUUCUUUUGUGUUUUUGUUUGACCGACAAAACCUCCUUUGAUAAUAUCAGAAAUAAGUGGGUGAAAGACUUGGAACUUUACAAGAAUGUGCCAAAGAUUCUAAUUGGUACGAAAUCAGACUUGCCGAAUCAUGAAAUUAAAUUUUCUGACGGCGAAAAACUUAAGAAGAAACUCAAUUGCUUGUAUUAUAUAGAAUGUUCGUCAAAGAAUAAAGUGGGCAUUGAUGAAAUACUGGUAAAAGCAACUGAAAUAUUCAACGAUAAGGACCAGAAACGAAACUGUGUAAUCCAAUAGGAUUGACUUAAAUAAUUUAUUAUUAUUGUUAUUAUUAUAUUUUAAGUUUUUUGUGUAAUAAAAUUGUUUAGUAAUA
Molecule: messenger RNA, 615 nt
Organism: Aethina tumida (small hive beetle)
Lineage: Eukaryota; Metazoa; Arthropoda; Insecta; Coleoptera; Nitidulidae
Product: ras-like GTP-binding protein RhoL
Exons: 4
Coding region: 21-539 (172 amino acids)
Biological process (GO): small GTPase-mediated signal transduction
Molecular function (GO): GTPase activity; GTP binding
Source: RefSeq, a predicted model, not a curated record